GCCGGGUGUAGUUUUGCUGUAAGUAAUUUCAAUAAAAAUAAAAAGAAAACUAACUCAAAGUGAGAGCGAGCUAUGGGAUAUAAAGAGUAUCGUGAUGUACAGCUAUUCUCAGUUGUAUGUUCUCAGCGACAAGUGAACUAGUGAUGUUAUUGACGUGUUGCUCGUUAUAGUAUAGUAUGGUUGUAAUUUAUGCAGGAGUUUUAUUUUGAAUAAAUACUCGUAGUAAUAAAUGUGAAAAUUACAGUGAUGUUAUCUCUCUACAAUAUUAAGUUUUUAUUGUUUAUUGUUCUGUUAUUCUCUACUACUUCACAAGCACUUUUUUUUCAUUAUCCGAAAAAUGUAUUAAUGGAUUUUUUCGAUACAUUGAGGGAAAAGAAGGAGUUGAAAAAAGAAUUGCCCUCGGAUAUUCAUCACUAUCACAUUCAUUACUAUCCGGUUUAUGUUCAUCAGUCAAAAUCUAUUAAGGCCCCUGACAAAAAUGAACUUGAUAAUUUGCAUACGAAUAAGUUAGAGUCCCUUGGAUGGAGUAAUCAAGAAUAUAAAAGUGUCCCUGAUCCUAAGCUUCAUCAUCUCUUGGGCUUAGACAGUUUGUCAACGGCUUUGGGACAUCGCCCUUGGUGGGAGGAAAAUAGUGUAGACCGUCAUGAAGAGUCGAAACCGGGAAUAGUGGUCCAAGUGCCGUUGAACCAGCAAAUAAUUCUCCAGCAGCCAAAAGAAGAAGAAAAAGAAACUAAUCCCCUGGUAUCGUUUUUCCAAAAAUUGAGGCGCAUUAAAAAUUCAAUUUUCAGCCACCACUCGGACAAAAAUGAAGACGAUGAAACACACGAGCACAAAGUAAACACCGUUUUUGUUUACACUCAUCCAAAUAAAAUCGGACAUUUUCCGUGAGACACUAAAACUAACCCAUGUACAUAUUUAACUAAAACAUAUUUUAUAUUAUUUAUAUUUCUACAUAAUUCAUCGUUUUAAAAACAUAAAACUUUAAAUAAAUUGUAUGAACGUUUUAUUUAUAAAUUUAAUGUAUUGAAAAAUGAAUGAGGCCUCAUUGUUGUCAUAUAUUUGAUAUUAAUGUUAAUUUGAACCAUUUAAAAAUUUUUUUUAUCAAUACUAAGUGUGUCACAAAAUGGACGCCCCGUCAAAUGAACGCCCGACUGCGCAUGCGCACAAGUAAAUGAACUCGUGUACUGGGCGCUUAGAACUUAAAUUAAGAGAAUUAAAAAACUUCUCAUUUUUGAUGCGAAUUUUAAAAAUGUCACAGAAAAAAAAAAUGUUAAGGCUGUGAGGAUAAAAUAUGAAUUUUUAUAAGACAUUUGAUGAAGUAGAAGAAAUUGAGUGAAUAUUUAAGAAAAAAAAUAAAAAUAAUCUGUCAGCUCUAGAUAAAUAGGAAUAUCUUAUAAAUAGAGAGCUGUACAGCUGAAAAGAUGUUUUUUUGAGCUCAGUAAAAUCGGAUUUUCUCGAAAUCCUAAAAGGAUAAGUAUCUAGAGGGAUAGUCGUGGCAAACGCAAAUGUCCAAGGACGAUGCUUGGAAAAGUGGUUAUACAAAAAAAAUAAAAUAGACUGUGUAUUGCCGUAAUAGGAUAUACAUAUUUAUAUGUAUAUGUAUAGAUGUACAUACAUAAAGAGGACACGACAUAAAUAUGGUACAAGCGGAGUUAUUUAAGGAGCUAUUACAUUUUUAUGGCUCAGAUGACGCAUGGUCCUAGCAUCAGUGGCGUACCAUGUCGUGGCAUGAGUACAUAUUAUAUAGGUUAACGUGGUGCGGUAUACCAGAAGCUAUUCCCCAGAACGCCUUUAUAAAAGCGCACGAAAUAUCUUUAGCACGAUUUGCUUUGUCGUUUAAAUCUUGAUCCACUCUCGUUCUUUCUGCCUCUUAUCUUUCCCGUAUUUUAUUUUUUAUUUUAUUUAUCAUUCAUUUUACCCAUUAAAAUAAAUUUUAUUAUCCCACUUGAUAUUUUUUAUUUGCCUUUAGAUUUUUUUAAUGCACACUGGAUUAUUUACUGUGACAAUACACGUGAAACUCGGAUUUUUAGAGGGACAUAAAUAUCCAGGUGUCUGUUAUACCUCUUAGAAAUGACAACUGAUGACACGUCGAAAACAGAAUAUUACAUAUAAUAACAACAUAUAUUUUUUGGUUUCUGCGGUCAGUAUUUUGCGAAAGUUUAGUCCCGCUUUUAAAUAUACACCCACGACCACAACGAGACGUCACUCUGACAAUUUUGGUCGCAAACUGUUAAAUCGCUCUAGCUUUUAAAUUCAUCUGACGGAUAAAAUUUAUAUAUAUAUAGAUAUUAAUGCCCAUCAUAAAGUUCGAAAAUAAAAAUAUGUAAAUUUUAAAUCUUAACAUUUAAUUAGCAAUUAUUUUUUUUUUCAUUUUUUGAAAAAAAUGGGGUAUUCUUUAAAAAAGAAAAAUUGAAUUAAUUAUAUGAUUUUCUAUGCAAUAAAAAAUAAAAGUGUUAAAAAAAAUAAUUAUUAAAAUUUUGAGGCAACUCACUCUGGUAAAUUUUAUUUAAAUUAAAAUGAAAAUACAAAUGUCAAAAAUUUAAAGUAAAAAGGAUGUUAUACGUAUCUAUAAUAAAUUUAUAAAAAUAAAAUGUGAGCAUUUACUGGGGAGUAAGUUUUAUAUAAUUAAAUCAGUUGAAAGCAUACGAACGAAACAGCAAUAACCAACGUCGGUUAAAACUUGUCCAUCACUUUAUCACUGAAAUCCGUGUGUUUUCGUCUCGUAUUAACCGUGGCCUGGACUUUAAUUCUCGAUUUUAGUAAAUUUACCCUCACAGACAGACAGACAGACAUACACAGAGCCUCGUGUUAGAACAAUUUUCGCUCAAGUGGUAUAUAGUUACACAGCGUUUGGUGAUUUAACUAUCACGAUAAAACCCAAAGUGAGCCAGACAAAGACAGUGGAAGCUAAAUUGAGAAAGAGAAUAUCGUCGCUCGGUUUGUGCGAAUAAUUAAAAAGUAAGGGAUGAAAGGGAAUCAGAAGGACCAAAGCCGCGGACGAGAGAUCGCCCGGCUCGUCCGAUGAGGGAAAGAAGAAAAUCUAAUUAAUUUCUGGCCGUGUACACGCAGUUUUUUUCACUACAUUCUCACAUGAAGCCAAAUGCACGUGUCCGGGACAGAGUGAGCGAUAGUUUUUCGUAAAAAAUACAAAAAGAUCUUUGCGAGGUUGUAGCAGUAAAUGUUGUUUUAGGCUUUUAUAUCUGCAGACAUUGGGAGUAAAAAUUUUUCUACGUGUAGAAUAGGUAGAAUGAGACAGUUAAAUAAAAAUAAAUGAGACAAGGAGCGAUAUAAAGUUUUUCACCGCUGGCUUGCAUCACACAGAAACGAAUUUAAUUUUUUGUUCGGCACUAUACACCCCUCCCUCUACUGCCGCAAUUAGAAACGAGCUUACGCUUGACGUACGAAAACGCACGGAAAUCAACGGCACUAUUUUUCGUUCCUUCGCUUCUUCCUCUUCCUUCUAUUCCUGUCAUUCCUGUUUCGACGUUUCCAUUUCGCCGAUAAAAUAGAAGAGCCAGCCAGAAGAAUCUGACAAUAAAAAAUAUAAAUAGAAAUAAAACAAGAAUUUAAAAAUAAAAGGCAGGAAGGCUUUCAAUUCUUUUAGCAUGGGCAUGUAUAUUUGACGAUGCGAAAAGCUUGCGGCUGCAAUCACCACUCGGCGUUCUUUAACAAUCAAACGUAAUCAUAUAUACGGAAAUUUUUUAAUUUUUAUUUAAUUAAUACCUUUAUUUCUUUUGCUUCCGAUUCUUGUUCAUGAUAUUUUUUAAUUACUAUAGAGGUGUACGAAUAAUUUGUAUCGACUUUAAUAAAUCUAAUUCUUUUAAUUA
Microplitis mediator is the source of this 3827-nucleotide messenger RNA. RefSeq lists its product as uncharacterized. The record is from RefSeq and is a predicted model, not a curated record. Lineage: Eukaryota; Metazoa; Arthropoda; Insecta; Hymenoptera; Braconidae. The transcript has 4 exons. Bases 247 to 888 code for a protein of 213 amino acids.